AUGGAUGAGCUGAUAAUGUCGGAAGACUUGCUCAUUAACAAAACGCAAUGCACGUUCUAUGAAUGGUCAAGAGAUCCUCAGCAUGCCACGUUUUUCCGAAUAUUCUCAAUAAUAUCUGUGUUAACCGUUCUGGUAUUUGUUGUCGUGUUAGGAAAUGCUCUAGUUAUUGCUGCUGUCUUAUUACGUCGAAGACUUCGCUCAGCUACCGGGCUACUCAUUUUAUCACUGGGAGUAGCCGAUUUAAUGGUUGGAAUCGUCAUUCUCCCGUUCAGCAUUGCUAACGAAGUGCUUAGUGGCUAUUGGAUAUUCGGAGAUACUUGGUGCACGAUAUGGGUGACUAUGGAUAUUUGGAUGUGUACCGCAUCAAUCUACAACUUAGUUGCUAUUUCUAUAGACCGCUAUAUAGCUAUAAUCAAGCCGCUCAAUUACCCAAUGUUGGUGACCAAAUUCCGGGCUCGAUGCAUUGUAGCCCUUGUCUGGAUUGGUUCUUUCCUCAUCUGCAGUCCUAGUUUUUUCGUAGGCGGUUCAUCACUACCUGAAGACAAAUGUAAAUGCUCUCCCGCAAGUGCAGGUCGAGCUUACAUCAUCUUCUCCGCCUCAAGCAGCUUCUAUGUGCCUAUGAUAGUUGUCAUUUUCGUAUAUUUCCGGAUUUAUAUCGCAGCCAGAGCAGCGACCAAAAGCAUUUACUCCGGAAUGAUGCAGGUCACAGCUAAUGCCAAUAAGAACACCAAAAGCUAUCUGCUCAAUCAUCCAAGUGUACUAGCAAAAGAAUCUUUACCAAUGCUUCGGGUUCAUCGGGGAUCAUCAGUUGCCAGUAUUCGUCCAUCAAACAUCGUUAAUAAACAUUUAAGUAGCAGUCAAACAACCAUGAAUGGGUCAACAGCUUAUUCGAAUGCCGCAUUGGCAAGAAAUAGUUACUCUCCAUCGCCUCAUCAGAAUGGACCAGCGCCGAUUAACUCGUUAGAAACUCCAGAGAAUGACAUGGAAAAGCAAAAUGGAGAGAUGGAUCUUCCAGCAAGCAAUGAGAAGAGAAAACGAAAGAACACAGACUCCGAUUCCAAAUCACCCAGCAAAGUAUUGCACUCAAUCAACCCGCUCAAAAAGCUCAUUCGUAGGGGACAAAUAAAAAAGGCUGGAUGUGCUUAUGAAAAAAGACUGUCAUUAGAAAUAAAGGCAGCUAAAACAGUCGCUAUCGUUACUGGAUGUUUCAUUUUUUGCUGGCUAGGAUUCGCUCUUAUGUAUGGAUUGGAACUAGAGACAGAUGAUGUCACUUGGUCAAUCGUCUUUUGGCUUGGAUACUUAAACUCGGCGCUUAAUCCAGUCAUCUACACUGUUUUCAAUAGAGAGUUCCGGACUUGUUUCAAACGUCUUCUAACAUGUCAUCAUCUUAACCAUCCUAACACUACAAAAUAUACGAACAACUCGUAUAACUCAAUAGCGAGGACGGGAAUGAAAAACCGAGCAUCAUCAUCACCACCACAAAUGCAGAUGUACUCAACUAACCCAAUGCCAACAUCGAGCAAAUAA
This is a messenger RNA of Auanema sp. JU1783, 1527 nucleotides long. The record is from the annotation of a GenBank genome assembly. NCBI's taxonomy places the organism in Eukaryota, Metazoa, Nematoda, Chromadorea, Rhabditida, Rhabditidae.